Molecule: messenger RNA, 2197 nt
Organism: Nymphaea colorata (pocket water lily)
Lineage: Eukaryota; Viridiplantae; Streptophyta; Magnoliopsida; Nymphaeales; Nymphaeaceae
Product: two-component response regulator ORR24-like
Biological process (GO): phosphorelay signal transduction system; cytokinin-activated signaling pathway
Molecular function (GO): DNA binding
Source: RefSeq, a predicted model, not a curated record
UAAGUGGGAUUCCCUUGAGAAAACCUACCAAUUCAAUGUGAUUCAGAGGUAAGAGGACAAGAGAUAGAAAUCAGAUGAUCAGGAUCCUCAUACUGAAAUUCAACAGAUUAAGGAGGGCCAAAUCCGAAAGCUGAUAAAUGACAUUAACUAUACAAAUUAAAGAGAAGGAUCUGCGAUUCCUAUCAGAACGGAAGAUGUGGAAGAGUUGCCAAAUAUUGUUCCUGAAAACUAAAAUUAAGAAAUCAAUGUCAUGUCACUGUUCUUAUGAAAUGUAUACAACUAGGUUCAUGAAAGGAAAGAGUUGAUUAAAAAGCUUAUUUAGAUAAAAAAAAAAGAAAAAUAAAUAAAAGAUUAAAUAACACAUUGAUUUAAAAAGAAAAGAAAAAAAAUGAGUAGUAUUACAUUCUUUCUUUCCUUCUUUCCCAAUCCGUCCAAAAAGGAAAAUGAUUUAUAUUAUAUAAUCUCUUCUUUUCAUUUCCCUUCUCUUACGCCAAAUGAGACUCUUUGCCCUUUGACAGAUUGCUCAAUGGCCGUUAUUUCUCCGCAUUUAUCCUCUUCUCCUACAUUCACUUCUCCUAUUUUUCAAUAUCAAGAUUUCUCAAUCCCCAUCGAUCGAACCACUGAGAAAACAAAAGAACUUCAAAAAUUAGAGGAAUGGGGGAGGGUGAGGAGGAUGUGGUGCAUCAGUUACAGAGAGAGAGAGAGAGAGAGAGAGAGAGAGAGAGAGAGAGAGAGAGAGAGAGCUUGUCAGGGAGAAGUUAGGGCCUGUAGAAGGACAACCAUGAUGACUUAGACGAUCGCCCAGGAAGUGAGAAGGACGACAAUUUUGGCAUGCGGGUUCUUGCUGUUGAUGGUGACCCCACAUGCCUGAAACUACUGGAAUUUCUGCUGCAUCUCUGCCAGUCUCAGGUUUUUCCUACUUCCCAGGCGAUCACUGCUUUGAAGUUACUGAGGGAAAACCCAGAUAGUUUCGAUCUUGUUUUGAGCGACGUGCACGUGCCUGAUAUGCAUGCUUUCAAACUCUUGGAGCUCAUAGGGCUAGAAAUAGACCUGCCUGUGAUAAAUUUGGUCACAAUGCCAAUUUUUAAUCCAUCUCAUCUCAUGCUUCAUGCGAACAUCGAUGCAGAAACCUCUUAUGGCUUGCUUAACGAUUCUUAUGCCCAUGUGGUCAGAAGGAAGAAAGUGGGGCCAAAGGGUCGUAGAAAGAAGGGCAGUGAUGAUGACUAUAACAAAUUUUCCCAUGGCAUUGAUUGUGCACAGGGACAUAGUGCAGCAGGACAGGCGCAUAUCAACUGCAAACUAGCUAAGAAACGAAGAGAUGGAAACAAUGCAGGAGAAGAAGAUGAUGAAGAAGAGGAAAACAGCAACGAAAAUGAGGACCACAUGACACAGAAAAAGACAAGGGUGGUCUGGUCUGGAGAGUGCUUGAAAUUUGUUGUUGCUGUGAAUGAAUCGGGAAUAGAUAAAGCUACUCCAAAGAGGAUACUUGAUAUUAUGAAUGUUGACAAGCCGACAAGAGAGAAGGAUGCAAAGCCACCUUCAGGAAAUAUACCUUCUCGUUAUCUCAUGUUUCUGUAAAUGUUGAAUGCAUUUAAAUCAAAAGUAACCAUAGUGAAUCACUUCUAUUUUUUGGCUAAAGAAACCUCUUGAAACUUCUAUUUCUUACAACCAAUGAUGGUUACCGUUGCAGAAAUAUAGGCUUUACCUGAAAAGGAUUAGUAAUGCUGCAAACCAGCAGGGAAAUAUGACUCCUUCUUUGGGAGUUGAGAACUUAAGAGAUUCCUCUUUUGUAUCUACAAGUUCAAUGGCCACUUUCAGAGAUUUUUCAUUUCUUGGAUCCGAGCAGAUUUAAAGCACCAGACUUUCAUAUUUUCAAGAAGGAACCAGAGCUCUGGGCAAUUUAAACUCCAACAGGAAUUUGUCAAGCACAUCUAGCUCUACCGAGUUCGUUCAAAUGGGUUCAUAUGAGCAACUUGAAAGAUCCUUUGAUGAAUUGGGGAACUCCCAACUGUAUUCUUCUUCCGGAUGCAAAUUUACCCAGGGGGUUGCCCACUAGAUUGGAACUUGACCGCCUGCAGAACAAAUCUUCGAUCCACAACCUCAAGCUGAAAAAGAGGAAUCAAAUGUAUCUAAAAUUGCAGCCGGAAUCACUUGUUGCAACUUGAGAUUUCGGAUAAAUGCAAUUUCUUGUUUUUCA